AAGCCCGCGAGAGAGACGGCGGCUCCCAUCCCAGACCCCUUCCCUCUCCUGUCGCAGGUGCCCCACGUUCCUGAGGAGACGCCGCUGCUGAUCGGCUUCACGCGCAACUGGCCGCAGCUGCUGCAGUGCGUGUCGAGCUACAUCGCCGCCGGGUGGCCCGCCGAGGACAUCUACGUGGUCGAGAACACGGGCGUCAUGCAUGCCAACCGCAACGGCCAGCUCACCCUGCAGAACCCCUUCUACCUCAACCACACCCAGCUGCACAUCCUGGGCGUCAACGUCAUCGUCACCCCGACCCUCAUGAGCUUCGCCCAGCUGCAGAACUUCUACGCCUGGACCGCCCUCGAGAGGAACUGGACCGAGUUCUUCUGGAGCCACCAGGACGUCGUCGCCUUCUCCUUCGAGAAGGAGUUCCGGCCCCACACCGACGACAAGUCCAUCCAGAACGCAAACUACCCGCUGUACGCGCGCGCCGUCGCCAUCCUGCGCUUCCUGCGUCAGCCCGGCACCCCCAAGUGGGCCAACCACUUCUUCGCCUAUGACCACCUGACCCUCGUCCACCGCGACGCCGUCCUCGACAUUGGCGGCUGGGACACGCACAUACCCUUUUACGCAACCGAUUGCGACUUCUACCUGCGCCAGAAAUGGGCCGGCUACUUCCAGGGCUCGACGCAGAUCGGCAUCAUCAUCGACACCUCGACCGUGCUCGACGACUUUGGCGCCUUCUUCCGGAUCCCAGGCAUCCACGCCACCUUCCAGGGCGACCCGGGCCCAGAAGACCAACUGCAGCAGUACGAAGGCGGCGUCGGCGUUGACCCGGCGAGGCAGGCCGAGUUCCAGGAGCGCGAGGCCGAGCGCAAGAGGCUCGUCGACAAGGAGGGCGAGACGGUCGAGUACCUCGUGGACAUUUCCUACCGCAUGCAGGCCGUCAAGUAUAUCGACGGCGGGUCAUGGCGCAACAUGUGGCAGCUGCGCCAGGGCGGAGGCCAGGGCGAGCCCUUUUACCGGGACCAGGAAGGCUUCCAGAUCGGCCUGGACACACAGAUCGAGGCUGGCCGGAGGGUCUUCUCGGAGAAGUGGGGACACCGCGGCUGUGACAUCUUUGACCGCACCGCUGAGGACGCGUGGACCCUGCAGCGGGAUUGGAACGUGUUUACAGAAGGUCAAGGCCAUGAGGGUCCUUAUUGGUAA
This is a messenger RNA of Cryphonectria parasitica EP155, 1191 nucleotides long. RefSeq lists its product as uncharacterized. The record is from RefSeq and is a predicted model, not a curated record. NCBI's taxonomy places the organism in Eukaryota, Fungi, Ascomycota, Sordariomycetes, Diaporthales, Cryphonectriaceae. The annotation marks the transcript as partial. The transcript has 2 exons.